Molecule: messenger RNA, 5987 nt
Organism: Nannospalax galili (Upper Galilee mountains blind mole rat)
Lineage: Eukaryota; Metazoa; Chordata; Mammalia; Rodentia; Spalacidae
Gene: Flt4
Product: fms related tyrosine kinase 4
Exons: 30
Coding region: 93-4178 (1361 amino acids)
Biological process (GO): protein phosphorylation; cell surface receptor protein tyrosine kinase signaling pathway; positive regulation of kinase activity
Cellular component (GO): signaling receptor complex
Molecular function (GO): transmembrane receptor protein tyrosine kinase activity; ATP binding
Source: RefSeq, a predicted model, not a curated record
CUCCGCGCCCCGUCGGCGCCCCGGCGCGCUCUCACUCCAGCGCUGAGCUUCGGCGACCAGCGCAGGUCCGACCCGCGCCGCAGCGGCCGGAGAUGCAGCCGGGCUCCGUGCUGUGCCUGCGCCUGUGGCUCUGCCUCGGACUCCUGGACGGUCUAGCAAGUGGCUACUCCAUGACCCCUCCAACCCUGAACAUCACAGAGGAGUCAUACAUCAUUGACACCGGGAACAGCCUAUCCAUAUCCUGCAGGGGGCAGCACCCCCUGGAGUGGGCCUGGCCAGGAGCCCAGGAGGUACUGACUGCAGGGGGAAAGGACAGCGAGGACACACAGGUUGUGCAAGACUGCGAGGGCACAGAAGCUAAGCCCUACUGCAAGGUGCUGCUGCUGGCCCAGGCUCACGCCAACAACACAGGCAGCUACCACUGCUACUACAAGUACAUCAAGGCCCGCAUUGAGGGCACCACAGCUGCCAGCACCUAUGUGUUUGUGAGAGACUUUGAACAGCCCUUCAUCAACAAACCUGACACGCUCCUGGUCAACAGGAAGGAUGCCAUGUGGGUGCCCUGCCUGGUGUCCAUCCCUGGCCUCAACAUCACACUGCGCUCGCAAAGCUCAGUGCUGCAGCCCGAUGGACAAGAGGUGCUGUGGGAUGACCGCCGGGGCAUGCGGGUGCCUACGCCACUGCUGCGCGACGCCCUGUACCUGCAGUGUGAGACCACCUGGGGCGACCAGAACUUUCUUUCCAGUCCCUUCCUCGUACACAUCACAGGCAAUGAGCUCUAUGACAUCCAGCUGUUCCCCAAGAAGUCACUGGAGCUGUUGGUUGGAGAGAAGCUGGUCUUGAACUGCACAGUAUGGGCUGAGUUCAACUCAGGUGUCACCUUUGACUGGGACUACCCAGGGAAGCAGGCAGAGCGGGGUAAGUGGGUACCUGAGCGGCGUUCCCAGCAGACUCACACAGAGCUCUCCAGCAUCCUGACCAUCCACAAUGUCAGCCAGCAAGACCUGGGCCCGUACGUGUGUGAGGCCAACAAUGGCAUUCAACGAUUCCGGGAAAGCACUGAGGUCAUCGUACACGAAAAGCCCUUCAUCAGUGUCGAGUGGCUCAAAGGACCUGUCCUGGAGGCCACAGCCGGUGACGAGCUGGUGAAGCUGCCUGUGAAGCUGGCAGCAUACCCCCCGCCUGAAUUCCAAUGGUACAAGGACAAAAAGGCAGUGACCGGACGCCACAACCCACAUGCCCUGGUGCUCAAAGAUGUGACUGAGGCCAGCGCUGGCAUCUACACCCUCACCCUCUGGAACUCUGCAGCUGGUCUGAGACGCAACAUUAGCCUGGAGCUGGUGGUGAAUGUGCCCCCCCACAUCCACGAGAAGGAGGCCUCCUCCCCCAGUAUCUACUCCCGCCACAGCCGCCAGGCCCUCACCUGCACUGCCUACGGGGUGCCCCCACCUCUCAGUGUCCAGUGGCACUGGCGGCCCUGGACACCCUGCAAGACCUUUACCCAGCGCAGCCUCCGGAGGCGCCAGCAGCGAGAUCGCAUGCCACAGUGCCGAGACUGGAGGGAGGUGACUACACAGGACGCUGUGAACCCCAUUGAGAGCCUGGACACCUGGACUGAGUUUGUGGAGGGGAAGAAUAAGACGGUGAGCAAGCUGGUGAUUCAGGAUGCCAAUGUGUCAGCCAUGUACAAGUGUGUGGUCUUCAACAAGGUGGGCCAGGAUGAGCGCCUCAUCUACUUCUAUGUGACCACCAUCCCCGACGGCUUCAGUAUCGAAUCAGAACCUUCGGAGGAUCCCUUAGAAGGCCAGUCCGUGCGCCUCAGCUGCCGGGCGGACAACUACACAUACGAGCAUCUACGCUGGUACCGGCUCAACCUAUCCACGCUGCACGAUGCUCAUGGGAACCCGCUGUUGCUGGACUGCAAGAACGUGCACCUGUUCGCCACGCCCCUAGCGGCCAGCCUAGAGGAGGCGGAGCCCGGGGCGCGCCACGCCACCCUCAGCCUGAAUAUCCCCCGAGUGGCACCCGAGCAUGAGGGCGACUAUGUGUGCGAGGUGCAGGACCGGCGUAGCCAAGACAAGCACUGUCACAAGAAAUACCUGUCUGUGCAGGCCCUGGAAGCCCCACGGCUCACGCAGAACUUGACCGACCUCCUGGUGAACGUGAGCGACUCACUGGAGAUGCGGUGUCCUGUGGCCGGAGCGCAUGUGCCCAGCAUUGUGUGGUACAAGGACGAAAGACUGCUGGAGAAAGAGUCAGGAAUCGACCUGGCAGACUCGAACCAGAGGCUGAGCAUCCAGCGCGUGCGCGAGGAGGAUGCCGGCCGCUAUCUAUGCAGCGUCUGCAACGCUAAGGGCUGCGUGAACUCCUCGGCCAGCGUGGCGGUGGAAGGCUCAGAGGAUAAAGGCAACAUGGAGAUUGUGAUUCUCAUUGGCACUGGCGUCAUCGCUGUCUUCUUCUGGGUCCUCCUCCUCCUCAUCUUCUGUAACAUGAGAAGGCCCACCCAUGCAGACAUCAAGACUGGCUACUUGUCCAUCAUCAUGGACCCCGGGGAGGUGCCUUUGGAGGAGCAGUGUGAAUACCUGUCCUAUGAUGCCAGCCAAUGGGAGUUCCCCAGGGAACGGCUGCACCUCGGGAGAGUCUUAGGUCACGGGGCUUUCGGGAAGGUCGUGGAAGCCUCAGCCUUUGGCAUCAACAAAGGCAGCAGCUGUGACACCGUGGCCGUGAAAAUGCUGAAAGAGGGCGCCACGGCCAGCGAGCACCGUGCCUUGAUGUCGGAGCUCAAGAUCCUAAUCCACAUUGGUAACCACCUCAAUGUGGUCAACCUCCUAGGGGCGUGCACCAAGCCCAAUGGCCCCCUCAUGGUGAUUGUGGAGUUCUGCAAGUAUGGCAACCUCUCCAACUUCUUGCGCGCCAAGCGGGAGGCCUUCAACCCCUACGCAGAGAAGUCUCCAGAGCAACGAAGGCGCUUCCGCGCAAUGGUGGAAGGCGCCAAGGCUGACCGGCGGAGACCUGGGAGCAGCGACAGGGCUCUACUCACCAGGCUCCUGAUGGGCAGGGGAGGGGUGCGGCGGGCGCCUCUAGUCCAAGAAGUUGAAGACCUAUGGCUGAGCCCACUGACCAUGGAAGACCUUGUCUGCUACAGCUUCCAAGUGGCCCGGGGAAUGGAGUUCCUGGCCUCCCGGAAGUGCAUUCACAGAGACCUGGCCGCUCGGAACAUCUUACUGUCAGAAAGUGACAUAGUGAAGAUCUGUGACUUUGGUCUCGCUCGGGACAUCUACAAAGAUCCUGACUAUGUCCGAAAGGGCAGCGCCCGACUGCCUCUGAAGUGGAUGGCCCCUGAGAGCAUCUUUGACAAAGUGUACACCACACAGAGUGAUGUGUGGUCCUUCGGAGUGCUGCUCUGGGAGAUCUUCUCCUUGGGGGCUUCCCCAUACCCUGGGGUGCAGAUUAAUGAGGAGUUCUGCCAGCGGCUGAAGGAUGGCACACGGAUGAGGGCCCCGGAGCUGGCCACUCCAGCCAUACGCCACAUCAUGCAGAGCUGUUGGUCUGGAGAUCCCAAAGCAAGGCCUGCCUUCUCCGAUCUGGUGGAGAUCCUGGGGGACCUGCUCCAGGGCCGACAGGAGGAAGAGGAGGAGUGUAUGGCCCUGCACAGCUCUCAGAGCUCGGAGGAAGGUGGCUUCAUGCAGACAUCCACCACAGCUCUACACAUCACUGAAGCUGACACUGAGGACAGUCCCCCCAGUGUGCAUCGCCACAGCCUGGCAGCCAGAUAUUACAAUUGUGUAUCCUUUCCCGGGUGCCUGACCAGAGGAACUCAGACACAGGGUUCUUCUAGGAUGAAGACAUUUGAAGAAUUCCCCAUGACUCCUACGACCUACAAAGCCUCUGUGGAUAACCAGACGGACAGUGGCAUGGUGCUGGCCUCAGAGGAGUUUGAGCAGAUAGAAAGCAGGCAUAGACAAGAAGGUGGCUUCAGCUUUAAAGGACCUGACCAGGAUAUGGAUGUGACCAGAGCACACCCUGACCCCCAGGGGAGACGUAGGCGGCCCACCCAGGGGGCACAAGGAGGCAAGGUGUUUUACAACAGUGAAUAUGGGGAGCUCUCCCAGCCAUGCAAGGAAGGUGACUGCUCCCUGUCUGCUGGCUCACCCUUCUUCACAGACAGCGGUUACUGAAGCAACAGUGGGCAAGAGCCCCUGCCCCUUGUCGAACUAGGGCUCUGACAACUGAGCUGGAAGGACAUCCCUGGCAGGGCCAGCACAGAGCUGGAGGCUCACGCUGGAAGUUCAUUCAUCCCCUCUAGCUCCAGCCCUGGAAGCAUUUCCUCUCCUCUCUCCACCAUGCAGGCACCCUUUCCCACCCUCACAUUUAGUUGCCAUGUAGCUCAGCCCUUACCAGUGCUGGCCCUGGGCUGAGCACUCCCAAAGAGAAUGGCUCACCAGUGCCUCUUUACAUCGCCGUGGGUGGGUGACAGGGUCCCCAUUUUCUGAUGAGGAAUGCAUGUGUCUGACAGUCACACAGUGGGUCAAGGUAGAGACCUGAGCCACCAUGUCCCACCCUCCUCCCACCCUAAACGUGAUAGCAUCCACAUCCCGUUUUCUUCCGGUUUUCUUCACCUGCCCCCAAGGGGCUGGAGAGAGAAGGCCACAUUUCCAUCCAAAGCAACAAAGGAAGAAUCGAGGAGGGGUCCUCUCCCAAGUCCUACUAAACACCUAUCCCUCAGGGGCAGCUGUUUGUACAUGAUGAGACGACCAAUUGCAAAGAACGAAGCAAAGCCCCCACCCUGAGUGUUAAGACGGACCAUCCUACAGAUGCUUUAUAUUAGAACCUCAGAAGCUGCUGUGAAGAAUUUCCUCUUCAAAGAUUCUGUGUAAUGGAAGCUCAAGGACAGCCUUUUCUGGAUCUAGACCAUUCUUGCCCCAUUUCCCAACCAACUCAACACAUACCAGUCACCACCUGUCUCUCUCCAGAAGGCUUCCAGGCACCACCCACCUGGCCUAGAAUCUGAGAAACCAGCUGAUGUUCUAGAUAGGGCUUGUUUGGUUCUUCCCUCUGGAGCCAGGAUCUGAUGGCGCUCGUGAGACAUGAGCUCUGUGAAUUCCACUGAGGAAGGCUUUGGGGCUGCCACAGAGAACCACAUUUCUCUCAACCAUCCCUGCACAUUCCCCAAGACCCUCAGUGGAACUGUCUGCCUGCCCUUUACCUGUUCCUGACACUGACACCUGGGCAAGUCAAGCUUUUGCCCUGAGAGACCCCUAACCCUCAGAGGUUGGAGCCUUUCUGCCCAGAACCCCCCAUCUCAGCUCACACUGCCCAACCAUCCCCACUAGAAGAAAGCCCCUCAUCUUGGUUAGUAACCUGGAAAUGAAUCCCGCCCACCCUCAGCCCCAUUCCAACAAGAACGCUUGCAGGACAGGCGACCAUGCAGCAAGCAGGGGCUUGCUCGGCAGACCUUCCCCACCAAGUAUAUUGUUACUCUACGAUAUGUUGAAUGCAUGUAUGACUGUAGUCUCCGUUGUCCCCGAUGGACCUCCUCCCUCUGCAUUAACCUGCCUGUGGGACUUGAAUCUCGGGCUCACCUGAGCAACAAAGGAAGAAUCAAGGAGGGGUCCUCUCCCAAGUCCUACUAAACACCUAUCCCUCGGGGGCGGCUGUUUGUAUAUGAUGAGACGACCAAUUGCAAAGAACCAAGCAAAGCCCCCACCCUGAGUGUUAAGACGGACCAUCCUACAGAUGCUUUAUAUUAGAACUUCAGAAGCUGCUGGAAGUUCAGAAACUGUUCUCUCUCAGAGAACUAAAGGCUGUGAUGGGGGUACAGAGCCCCUUCCAACCUUCCCCCACGUGUGAACCACCGUUUGUGUCACCUCUCCUGUCUUGUAACUACAUAUACCAGGGAAGUAAACCUAUGCCCUUUCAAACUAUGUUUCUGAAAUGAUCUAAGAUAUUUAACGAAAGAUAAUAAUAAAUUUGAUGCCAGUCUUUGA